Molecule: messenger RNA, 916 nt
Organism: Prunus dulcis (almond)
Lineage: Eukaryota; Viridiplantae; Streptophyta; Magnoliopsida; Rosales; Rosaceae
Product: probable glutathione S-transferase
Exons: 2
Coding region: 1-669 (222 amino acids)
Biological process (GO): glutathione metabolic process
Cellular component (GO): cytoplasm
Molecular function (GO): glutathione transferase activity
Source: RefSeq, a predicted model, not a curated record
AUGUCAAUGGCGGAUGAGGUGGUGUUGCUGAACUACUGGGCCAGCCCUUAUGGGAUGAGGGUGAGAAUCGCUCUGGCAGAGAAGGGUAUUCAGUACGAGUCCAGGGAAGAGGACUACUUGACCAACAAGAGCUCACUCUUGCUGCAGAUGAACCCGGUUCACAAGAAGAUCCCGGUUCUCAUUCACAAUGGCAAACCGGUCUCCGAGUCUCUCAUUGCGGUUCAGUACAUCGACCAGGUUUGGAAGGAUAGGGCUCCGCUUUUGCCCUCUGAUCCUUACCUUAGAGCCCAAGCCAUGUUCUGGGCUGACUUCGUUGACAAGAAGGUAUAUGAGAGUGCAAAGAGGACAUGGAGAACCAAAGGAGAAGAACAAGAAGCAGCAAAGAGGGAAUUCCUUGAGUGCAUAAGGUUGUUAGAAGAAGAGCUUGGAGACAAGCCUUACUUUGGGGGUGAGAAUCUCGGAUUCGUGGACGUGGCACUUAUUCCUACCUAUAGCUGGUUUUAUGCGCGCGAGAAAAUUGCAAACUUCAGUGUGGAGGCAAAGCACCCAAAGUUUAUUGCAUGGGCAAAGAGGUGCAUGCAGAAGGAGAGUGUGUCCAAGUCUCUUCCUGACCAGAAAAGGGUCUACGAAUUCGCCCUGCGCCUUCGGAGUAAACUUGGAUUGGAGUAGAUGGGAAAAAGCAUGGGCAUAAAUAAGAUAUCAUCCAUGUACUUGUUCUGUGUUUUUUAAGUUUCAACCUCUGUUUAGGGUUGUUCUGAAAUUAGAAUAAAAGGGCAGUUGGCCAAGUUGCCAAGCCCCCUCUACUUUGUGGAGGCACUUUGUUGUGUCUCUGGUCAUAUGUGUUUUGUAGUCAAAUUAUCAAAUUGUUGUGAACUUGUUAUGACAAAGCUCAACAAGCAGCCAAAAAAAUGCAACU